Phytophthora nicotianae INRA-310 is the source of this 1793-nucleotide messenger RNA. RefSeq lists its product as hypothetical. The record is from RefSeq and is a predicted model, not a curated record. Lineage: Eukaryota; Oomycota; Peronosporomycetes; Peronosporales; Peronosporaceae. The coding region runs from base 51 to 1634 and encodes 527 amino acids. The transcript is spliced from 2 exons.
CACAAAAGUUACAAACCCAAUUUGGUGGUAAAGUAAACUAACCCAGCGCGAUGGAACCGGAGCCUUCGCUUCGCCGCUCCAAGCGCGAGCACCAGCCAAGCGCGAAGGCCACUGCCUCAUCUGCGUCUGUCUCUCUCCCUCCGACGUUCUCUAGUGCCUCUCGACGCUCGCAACGACGCCGUGUAACCCGCUCAGCGUCCCCUGCGUCCACUCCCACCUCUACGCGUAACUCUUCACCCGUGCGGGGCCCAGUCGCCUUGCCCGCAUCCUCCGACCUUGUUUCUGUCGUCGUAGACGCGGUAGGACCCAAUGGCCAGCGGCGACGCGUUCGGGCGGCUGCUCACACAGGCUCCAACUCGAGCGUAACGCAGGGGCCACUCUCUUCCAACCCAAACGGAGUACACAACGACGACAAAGUGCUUGGCCGAUACUCAAGCCACGACUGUGCGUUACUAUGCGAAGUCAUCAUGGGCCAAUUGAAGAAGCAGACGCUGGCACCGACGGUGCUGGACGAGGCCAAAUCUCCAGCCUUCAUCAAGUGGGAACCAGUCGCCAAGAAGAUGGAAACGACGCACAAGCUUCGAAUGACGCCCCGAGAAUGUCAAAUACUUUGGAAAUUCCUGGCUUAUGGAGAUAUUCCAGUGGUCGAAAGUGACAAGGAGGACGAGCUGCUGCCUGAUUCGGACGAGGAAGAUUUCCACAAAACUUCAGCCGAAAUCAACGCUCAAGUAGCAGCCAGGAGAGAAAAAACAGAACAGGAGAAGGUCCAAGUGGUUGCAACUGAAGAAACGCAGCGUGAACAGAAUGUUACAGGAGAUAAACCAGAAAGUAACAAGGAACAAACAAAAUCGCAGAGUGAUGGUACACCGGAGACAGAGUCGUCUCUGCGGUUGUAUCCGACGUACUCGCUGCCAACGGGGGCUCCAGACGCUUGGUAUCGUCCGUUCGGACCGAAAGACGCGCUGCCUCUGACGUUCGUAGCGUCCAGAUUCCUUAGACGGAAGCCAACUCCGCCAAUGCAGUCGCUAAUUGGGAAAUCUACAGUCACAGGACAGCCAUUAACAACAGAUCUGAAGAGGAAGCAAGCAGUUCCGAUCGUUAGUGCAGCAGCUAAAAAGCCCAAGGUGACGACCCCAGUGACGACGCCCCCGCGUAUGUUCACGCCGUCUUCGACGCCUCCUCCCGCUGCGAAGCGUGCUAGAUCGGAGCUGGAAUUCUUUGAACUGCGUCUUCGAGAAGAGCACAUGAAGAAGACUCCAGGAGCAAAGUUCGAGUUGUCCGCUGCAGAUCUCCAGCGUCGGUUUGGCGAGGCAUCUGCGGACGUUCGACACCAGUGUCAACUAUUGGCUGCGCACGAUGUCGAGCGGUUCAAUCGAGAGGUGGUGCGUGUACGGAUUUGGCAGAAGGCUAUGGGGGGCAACAACGUUCAACCAGCUCCAUCACCAGCGUCCAAGCCAGCUGCAUCACCGUCACAGACUAGUGGAACGAAGAGCGCUGGCCCUACAGCCGCUCUACUCGCCCACACUGCCGCGGUUGCUGCAGCUGCAGCGAAGGCCAAGAGUGCUGCCUCAACAACUACUGCUAGUGUAUUGAAACCUGUACAACAGCAGAAAGAUGCAAACCCCGCUAUGUGAUUAACUAGUUUAUCACGAUGUUGAUGAAAGGCUAAUGUCAUUUUGACAACAGCAGGAGUAGUAUUUCAAAUUUUGGGGAGUACUACGUAUUCAUAAAAAAGUGAUAUAUUUUCUUGCAUUGACCAGCUAUGCAGAGCAAAGACUAACUUACAUAGAGUG